This is a messenger RNA of Fusarium odoratissimum NRRL 54006, 2895 nucleotides long. RefSeq lists its product as uncharacterized. The transcript is spliced from 3 exons. NCBI's taxonomy places the organism in Eukaryota, Fungi, Ascomycota, Sordariomycetes, Hypocreales, Nectriaceae. Gene Ontology annotation, molecular function: RNA-directed RNA polymerase activity. Bases 1 to 2895 code for a protein of 964 amino acids. Gene Ontology annotation, cellular component: nuclear RNA-directed RNA polymerase complex. The record is from RefSeq and is a predicted model, not a curated record. Gene Ontology annotation, biological process: siRNA processing.
AUGGAAGCGCGCAAGAAACGGAUAGAGGCACUAGCUGUUAUCGAUAGAAUUCCUGUUCACAGCUCAACGUCCUCUUCGAAUCCAUACAAGACCCAACAGAGUGUUGACAAAAUACGCUUGAAUGAGGACCAUCAGCGUUCCUUUCAUCUUGAAAUAUCUAUCCCGGAUGAUGGUGAUCGAGAUUAUGCAUACUCUCACGAGUCACCACUUCCGAGAAGCUUCGACGAAGACAUGUCUCCAUCAUCUUCACUCAUAGAUGCAAUGGAGGAGCUUUUCAUAGAUUACAGUCAGACAGAAACACGGAACACUACAGCCAAUCCCAAAUAUGGUCAGCUCACUAGGUCUUCGGUAAUGCGGAACUGCGAGAUAAGAGAUCAUCGUCCUGUAGAAGAAGAUCACAAAACCUCCGAGGGAAUUAUGCCGACAGAACCUUUUGUUUUCACAUGGCGUACGCCUCUCCUUUAUUAUUCGGCUGUGGUAUACACGUACACUAAUCAUGAGCCAGCGAAAUGCCCCUCAGGGAUGAAGAACGCGCCGAUGAUAGCCAAGUGGGAAGUUUGCCGUAUUGCAUACCAUUGUUCUUUGAGCCCAGAAGAUGUACCCCUGAAGUAUCUCUCACAAUGGAAAGAUCAAGACGUCUUCUGGAAAGACCUGAAACAGCACAACUGUUUCCGUGAUAAGGCUUUCCCAGCAAAGUGCAAUAGAGAAGUAUGGGACCAAGGCCAUGGACAAAAUCCCAACGAGGAAAGAGCUGUAGAGUAUAAGGCCAAUCUACGUUUUUGCAAUCCUGACAGAAAACCAAAGCUGGAGCUUGAAAUACCUGUGCUUGGAAAAAGCUCCAGACUUCGCCGAAAAUUUGGUUCUAAUCGUUUUAUAGAACUUCAGCUGCUCUUUGACGAUGGAUGCGCGACAAUCCUCAAAAACAAAGACGAAAGGAGAGCACUAGCCAGGUGGCUAGUCCAAGAGCAUCAUCCAUUUCUGUCUCAGACAUGGGUAGCUUGUUACAUCGAGGAAAUAAGAUCAAAAAAAGGGAAAUCCAGCUCAGUUGCACCCAAGAUAACCGGCAAGCGCGUUGUUUUGUUCGGAGAGCACGUGGUAGGACUCAACAUUGGCUCUACUAUGUCUGCUAGAGCUAGUCAGAUCAAUCAUCCGUCAGCUUUGACGUCAGUUGAUUCAUUUUGCGACAGGUAUGAUGUACUGGACUGGCUUUUACAGCUGGACUCCAACGCAGAUCAACCUUAUAUUAAGCUCUUUCAUCGAAUUUCAUUAGGUAGCAUCACCAUGCCCUUUAUCAUGUUUGCAGGCCUAAGCAAAACAACCCCUACUGUGAUGCUUAUGGAAAACUCUAUUCGGCACAUACAUACAGAUAUUGAAUCUCCAAAUGGAACUCCCAUGAACGAUGGCAUCGGAAGAAUUUCUCACUUGCUUUUGAGUGAGGUGCGGGAUAUCAUGGGGCUGGACUUUCUCCCAACAGCUAUUCAAGCUAGGAUUGGUGGCGCUAAAGGGCUCUGGAUGAUGGAUUCAACUCCUUAUCCCCCAGACGAGCGCUGGAUCGAGAUAUAUCCAUCGCAGCGAAAAUGGGAAUGCAACUGGUCUGAUCCCGCCCACCGAAUCUUGGAGGUGGUUUCCGUUUCUUCUUAUAGGGGACCAGCCUUUUUAAACCUUCAAUUCAUUCCAAUCUUGGAAGAGCGAGCAAUUGAUCGAAAACUCAUGCGCACAACUCUUUGCGAACGCAUAGAUAAGCACAUUCGUAACGACCUGGGCAAUGCCAAAGCAGCCAUGGAAAUACCAGAAGCCUUUCGAAAAUGGAUCCAUGAAACUUCCUCCCCCACAUUUGUUGACAGCCAAGAUAGCACAUCAUGGUUUGUGGGAGGUUUGCCUGCAGACUGGCCCAAGACGAUGAGUUUUCUUGCUGAUGGCGGUUUCGAACCAAGGAGGCUCGAAUUCCUAAAUUCCUUGAUGUUCAGUCAUCAAAAAAAACGUUGGGAACAGAUGGAAACCAAACUUCAUAUCAGGAUUGCCAAGUCAACUUCCGCACUGAUGGCUAUCGACUUCCAGAGGGUUCUGGCACCAAAUGAAGUCCAGCUGUGCUUUUCACCAGCAUUUGAUGAUGGGCAACAGACCCUUGAUGACCUUGGUGGAUUUGACGUGCUCGUUGGUCGCUGCCCAGCACAUCUACCAAGUGAUAUUCAAAAGGUAAAGGCUGUGUUCAAGCCAGAGCUACGACACUUCAAAAAUGUCAUCGUAUUCUCUUCCUUAGGUGAUGAGCCACUAGCAAAUAAGCUCUCCGGAGGCGAUUAUGACGGAGAUAAGGCCUGGGUUUGCUGGGACCCAGAUAUAGUCGACAAUUUCAAGAGUACUGAUGUGCCGUCGCCGCACACUUUCAAGGAGUACUUCCAGCCCAACACUCAGACGCUAGGCAGUCUAGCAUCCCGAUACGGCAAGCCUCACUAUCUGGACAUGUUUCUGGAAGAAGCCUUCGACUUUCAUCUCAGUCCCUCUUACAUGGGCACCUGCACAGGGUAUAAGGAAAGCCUAGCUUAUCAUGAGGGCAGUAUCGGAAAUGAGACCGUCGUCAAACUGAGCAUGCUAUUAAGUGCGCUUGUGGACCAAGAGAAAAGCGGAUUCGAAUUUGACGAGAACAUCUGGUGUCGCAUCAAGGAAGAGCAGUGUGGUGGCAAAUUGUUCCUGAAAGCUCCAGCUUAUAAAACCGACGACUUUACAGCUUUAGCUACCUCGAACCAUAUUAUCGAUUACCUCAAGCUUGCAAUACACCAGCGGAUACAUGAUGGGAUUAGAGAGUUUUCUAAUUACCGAACAGAUUCUGGCAUUGGAUAUGAUAAGCCGACCUUGUCAGCUAUUGGAACGAUUUUGAGAACCAAGCAAAUCAGAUAA